UGUCAUUGAUAUAGAAUCUCCCAAAAACAAGGGGGAACAAAGAGUGAUGGAUGAAAAGAAGACCCCAGCAACGAUUUUACUCUGAAACCUGCUCUGCUCCGCAUUUCAUCACCUCUGCAAUUACUUGCACUUGUUCUAAGCUGCAGCAAAGUAAGCACUUUUUGUUCUUCUUUAACCUUUGCUAUCUCAGUCUCAAUGAAGCUGCUAUUAUUUAUCCUAUGCUGGUCUGCUUCUUUCUAUGGUACUUCUACCUUGAGUUUGGAUGGGUUGACUCUAUUAUCACUACUGAAACGCUGGACUUCCGUGCCUCCUUCCUUAAAUUCAAGAUGGAAGUCCUCUGAUUCUACCCCUUGUUCAUGGCCAGGGAUACAAUGUGACCGUUACCAGAAUGUGGUCUUUCUAAACCUCACCGCAUCUCAGAUUUUUGGUCACCUUGGGCCAGAAAUCGGACAGCUGACUCACUUGCAGAAACUUCUGUUGGCCACAAAUGGUUUCUCAGGUACAAUACCCCCACAGAUAUGUAAUUGUCGUCUGCUUGAGUACGUUGAUCUUUCUGAGAAUCAUUUGUCAGGAAAUAUACCUUCAGAAAUUGGUAAUUGCAAAUCUUUGAAGUCGUUACAAUUAUAUUCCAAUCAACUCGGAGGAGCCAUUCCAAAUGAAUUGGGAAGCCUAAGUAAAAUGGAGGACAUUAAAUUGUAUUUCAACCACUUGACUGGUGAAAUUCCACUUGCCAUUUGGAAGAUUCAGAGUCUUAAGCAUAUCCUUCUUCAUAACAAUAGCCUUUCAGGGAAAUUACCUUCAGAGAUGACAGAACUCAAGCAUCUGAAAAACAUCUCAUUGUUUGACAACCAAUUCUCUGGACCAAUUCCUCAAAGCCUGGGAAUCAAUAGCAGUUUAGUGAAGCUGGACUUGAUGAAUAAUCAGUUUACUGGUGGCAUCCCCCCAAAUCUUUGUUUUGGAAAGCAACUCCGCACACUGCUUUUAGGUCAUAAUCAAUUUCAAGGGGGCAUACCUCCAGAUUUGGGAAGAUGUGCAACUCUUGCAAGGUUGGAUCUCAGUGACAAUAAUCUUUCUGGGCCUAUUACUAAAUUUGAAGGUAAUAAGGAUCUCAUGUACAUGGACAUGAGCAAGAACAACAUCAGUGGAGAAAUUCCAUCUACUUUGGGAAGCUGCACAAAUCUCAUUGGUUUAAUUCUGUCCACAAAUAACAUCACAGGGCUUAUACCCUCAGAGUUAGGAAACCUUUUGAACCUUCAGGUUCUGAAUCUUGCUCACAAUAAUCUAGUCGGUACUUUGCCGCUGCAACUGAUGUACUGUACCAAAAUGUUUACAUUUGACGUGGGAUUCAAUUUUCUUAAUGGUACAUUCCCAUCAAGCAUGAGGAGCUGGACAGUUUUGGGCAGAUUAAUUUUAAGCGAUAAUAAUUUUAGUGGGUUUGUCCCAUUUUUCCUCUCAGAGUAUGCCCAGCUUCUCGAAUUACAACUUGGUGGAAAUAUGUUUGAAGGGGUAAUUCGCCCAUCAAUUGGAUCAUUUAUUCACUUAUAUGAGUUGAAUCUGAGUUCUAAUAAAUUAACAGGUGUGAUCCCUUCUACAUUUAAUGGCUUGUCGAUGCUUGAAAGCCUGGAUUUAUCCCUGAACAAUUUGACAGGAAACAUACAAGCUCUUAGCUUAUUUUUUUCAUUAACAAAAUUCAAUAUAUCUUACAACUCAUUUUUUGGUCCUUUACCAGAAGGGGUAACGGGAUCCCCAUCAUCUUUCUUGGGAAAUCUUGGCCUCUAUGUUGUCUCGGGUUACAAAAGCGACUCUGAAUCAACAGACCACAAAGGCAAUAAAAAACCAAUUUUCUUUAUAGCACUUGGAUUCGUAGUGCUUGUCAUUUGGUUGUCAUUUGUAAUUUGCCUCCCAUCUGUCACUCUCAUCCGCUGGUUUAUGCAAAUAUCUGAUGGGGAGGUCAAUGGUGACCAUGAAGGACAAGAGGAUUUGUUUUCAAACGAGGAAGGAUUUUCUAGAAUUUUUAACCUACUAGAUGCUACAGAACAGCUACAUGAUGAACAUAUAAUUGGUGAAGGAGGGCAAGGAAUUGUUUAUAAAGCCGAACUUGAUAUUGGAGUUUUUGCUAUUAAGAAGGUUAAAUUUGCACAAAGCAAUAGGAGGAAACCAAACAUGAUCAGGGAAAUUGAAAUGACUAGGAAGAUUAGGCAUCAAAAUGUGGCAAGAUGCCUAGGCUCCCGGAUUGGUGAGGAAUAUGGUCUAACCAUUAGCAGAUACAUGGAAAAUGGAAGCCUUCAUGAUGUUUUACAUGAAAAUGUUCCGCUUCCCUACUUAGCAUGGAAUGUCCGCUAUAAAAUUGCCAUUGGAAUUGCAAAAGGACUAGCAUACCUCCAUCAUGAUUGUGAUCCCCCCAUAUUGCACAGAGACAUCAAACCAAAGAAUAUACUCCUUGAUUCUGAUAUGCAACCUUGUAUUACUGAUUUUGGUAUUUCGAUUGCUUUGAAUCAACCCUCUUCUACGGUGCGGCUACGGUCAGCAUAUCAUAUAGGUACUCGUGGCUUUAUGGCACCAGAGAUUGCAUGUAUGGUAGUGCCCAGCUGUGAGCUUGAUGUAUAUAGCUAUGGGGUAGUUUUGCUUGAGCUGAUAACUAGAAAGAAAGUAUUAGACUCCUCGUUUUUGGAAGAGGAAACCACUUUGGUGGGGUGGUUUAAAUCUGUAUGGAGGAGAACGAAUGAACUUGAAGAGAUUGUUGAUUCAUCCCUUGUAAGGGAGCUUUCAGGUUUAGACGUAAAGGUGCAAUUCAUCAAAGUGCUUUUGGUGGCUCUAAUUUGUACUGAGACAGAUCCAGGAAAGAGACUGAAAAUGAGGGAUGUCAUCGAAUUCUUUGAAACGCCCACUGAUCCAGCAUCCUUAAAUUCUGAGUUGCUACCAUUCUUCCUUUUUAUUCUAAACGUUUCUAUGCUCCUAUUUCCAAUCCCCAAGGAGGAAGUCAAGAUCACUGCCAAUAGAGGUUCUUACCCAAUUAUUCACAAAGUGAUGGCGCACGAUGAAAAAUUGAACAAUUCAAAUAUUAUUGGCAGAGGAGCUCAUGGUGUUGUCUACAAAUAUUCACUGGGAGCAUCCCUUGUUUAUGCUGUAAAGAAGGUUGCAUUUGCUGGUAACAAAAGAAAGAUUGUAAAGAUAGCCAGAGAAAUUGAAAUCAUUGCAAAGAUUAGGCACCCAAAUCUAGUCAGAUUGCUAGACUUUUUGUUUAAAAAGGACUACUGUCUGAUCUUGUACAAUUACAUGCCAAAUGGAAAUCUUCAUGAUGUUUUGCAUGAAAAGAAUCCACUGCCAUGCCUAGAGUGGAAUGUCCGGUAUAGGAUUGCCGUUGGAAUUGCUCAUGGGUUGGCUUAUCUCCAUUAUGAUUGUCAUCCUGCCAUAGUGCACUGUGCCAUCAAACCUAAAAAUAUACUUCUGGAUUCUGAUAUGGAUCCCUGCAUUGCUAAUUUUGGUAUUGCCAAGCUUUUGGAUCAGUCUUCUUCAACACCAUCUUUAGCAGUUCCAGGAACACAAGGGUAUAUAACACCAGAGAGUACAUAUACAACAGCAAAUACCAGGGAGUUUGAUGUUUACAGUUAUGGGAUAAUUUUGCUUCAGUUGAUAACUAGAAAGAAGGAAGUAGAUCCAUCAUUUAUGAAUGGAACUGAGAUAGGAAUUUGGGUCAGAACUCAAUGGAGGGAAACAGGAGCCGUUAGUACAAUUGUUGAUUCAAGCCUUGCAGAGGAGGUUUUGAAGUCAGAUGCACUUGGACGAGUUACCAUAGUGCUUUUGCUGGCUUUGAGUUGCACAGAGAAGAAUCCACACAAGAGACCCACAAUGAGAGAUGUUAUCAAGCAGUUAGAAGAUGCCAAUCCAAGGACAAGGAGUAAAAAGCUUCCAAGUUCCAACGCCUUAAAGAUUGAUUCACACAUGUGA
This is a messenger RNA of Neltuma alba, 3948 nucleotides long. Its product is annotated as receptor-like protein kinase. The transcript is spliced from 4 exons. Gene Ontology annotation, biological process: protein phosphorylation. Gene Ontology annotation, molecular function: protein binding; ATP binding; protein kinase activity. Bases 196 to 3948 code for a protein of 1250 amino acids. NCBI's taxonomy places the organism in Eukaryota, Viridiplantae, Streptophyta, Magnoliopsida, Fabales, Fabaceae. The record is from RefSeq and is a predicted model, not a curated record.